AAAUAGAGAUGAAUGAUUUGACAUGUCUCCUUAAUUUUAAAAGAGAACAGUUUCAUAUACAUAUUAGAAAGUAAAGAAAUGAGAAGCAAUUUAAAGAAUCAAGAAAACAUUACAUCUCAUCACUUUUUUGUUAGUAAACAUAGAUGCAAGAAAUAAGUGCAAAAAUAAGAGAGAAAAUGGAGAAAGGUGAAGAAUUAAGUGGAAACCUAUUAAUAAUGAUACUUGAAAGGAUUGAAGAAGUUUUAGAGAGAGAAAAUAAUCUUAAAUUAUUAGAUGUAGUUUAAUAUGAUUAUAUAGACUAUUGAUGCUGCUAUAUGGAUGAUAAAAUCAGUAGAUAUCUAAACAUAUGAAGAUGAACUGAGUGAUAAUUGUAUAAUGCAAAGAAUAAUAGAUAAAAUGAUACAACUUUCUUAAGGAUAUUCCAUCCAUAAUGAACAUAUGAACUAAUAAAUAAUCAUAUAUGCUGCUAAAGUAAUAUAUUUAUAUUAAGUAGUUUCUUAAAUAUUGGACAUUAAUGGAUGAUAAAUUGAUUUAUAAUUACUAUGGUGAAGUGGCAGAAACAGUUUAUUUUCUAAUUAAUAAAUAAGAAGUCAUUUUUAUUAAAAGAGGAGUUGAAAUUAUGCUUAAUCUAUUUGAAUGUGAUGAUGGAAGACUUUUAUAUAAACUUCAUGAACUCCUUAUUUGUGGUCAAAGUUUAGUUAAACCCAUUUGUAUUUUAAUUUAAAAUCAUCUCAAUUUUGACAUCUAAACAACUCUUUGGAAAAUUAUUCUUUAAACUUUCUUAAUGUAAAAUAGAAAUGGAAUGAAUCAAUAUCUAAAUUAUAUUAAUGAAGAUAAUAAAUCAACUUUCUUUGAUAUUUUAAUUGAAUUAGUUUAAGAAUCUGAAGAGAAUAGUAGAAAACUCUUUCGUUAUUAAUUACAUUUAAUUCAUUUAAUACUAGAGUAUUCCCAAUAUGAAAGAGAACUAUUGUAUGAAUAUAUCAAAUAGAAAAUGAAUUCUUCAGAAUUUAAAAUUAAAAUUAAGGAUUAUUGGGCAUUUCAUGAAUGGAAUUCAAUACAAAAUGUUGUCCAAUAAAUUCAAACACAUUUAGAAGAAUGA
Molecule: messenger RNA, 1099 nt
Organism: Paramecium sonneborni
Lineage: Eukaryota; Ciliophora; Oligohymenophorea; Peniculida; Parameciidae
Source: the annotation of a GenBank genome assembly